Molecule: messenger RNA, 2924 nt
Organism: Aplosporella prunicola CBS 121167
Lineage: Eukaryota; Fungi; Ascomycota; Dothideomycetes; Botryosphaeriales; Aplosporellaceae
Exons: 7
Coding region: 457-2895 (812 amino acids)
Biological process (GO): ubiquitin-dependent protein catabolic process
Molecular function (GO): ubiquitin protein ligase activity; protein binding
Source: RefSeq, a predicted model, not a curated record
GUGCAGGGAUUUGGGCCUUGGGCUGCGCGCUUGUCCUUGCCUGCGCCCCGCCAGACUCUCGACAAAGCUACUCGAAGUCGGCGACGGGCACCACAUCAUCUCGCCUCCCCCGACAACAACAUCCACCUCUCCUCUUCCGACUCCUCUUCCUCUUCCUCCCCUCUGGAUACCGCCCGGCCACGCAACCCCCAAUCGACGCCACUCGCCGCUCCCCUCUGGAUCUCGGUGCCGGCAUCGAUUCGCGGGCCGAAGCCUGGCCCCGACCCAGCCCUUCAACGCUGCACAGCCCCCGGCUAUCCUUGACGACCAUCCUGCGCCAUACUUAUACGCUGACAUAACUGUCGCGCGCGCGCUCCUGGGAUCAGCUCCCUGAAACCGCUCAGGUGUUAAGGGCCGUGUUUCCCGACCACGUCGCCGCCGCCGUCGACCGCGAGUUGAACAGCUCAUCCACACGACAUGGAGCAACCCGCUCAACCCAACCUGCGGGUCACCAUCAUUGCCGCAGAUGGACUCUACAAGCGCGAUGUCUUCCGAUUCCCCGACCCCUUCGCCGUGGCCACGGUCAACGGCGAGCAGACGAGGACGACGAGCGUCAUCAAGAAGACUCUGAACCCAUACUGGAACGAGAGCUUCGACAUGAGGGUUACCGAGGAGAGCAUACUGGCGGUUCAGAUAUUCGACCAGAAGAAGUUCAAGAAGAAGGAUCAAGGUUUCCUGGGUGUUAUAAAUGUCCGCAUCGGGACCGUUAUAGAUCUGGAUGCAGGCGGUGAUGAAAUGUUAACACGCGAUCUUAAAAAGUCGAAUGAUAACAUGGUCGUCCACGGAAAGCUCAUUCUCAACUUGUCUACCAAUCUUUCGCAGCCGAUAAGCACGCAGUCUCAGGCCCAAAAUGGACCGCGGCCAUCCUCUGUAUCUGCCCAUUCUUCGCUCAACGGAAUCCCAACGCAGGCCUCCACCACGCCAGUCGCUGGCGCUCCCGCACAAUCCCUGCAUCCCGACAUGUAUCCUGGAAAUCGCCCGGGUGCUCCGGGCACCGUCGCGCAACGACAGAGCCAGAGCGGACCGCCUGGGGCGGCUCCAUCUACCGCAUCUACCAAUGGAAACCCAAGAGCUUCUGGCUACAGUGCUUUUGAAGAUGCUCAAGGCCGUCUUCCGCCAGGCUGGGAGCGGCGGGAGGACCAUCUGGGACGGACGUACUACGUGGACCACAACACCAGGCAGACGACAUGGAUACGGCCGACUGCUGGAACCAACGAGACGGAUCAAAGAAAUCAGAUGGCGGCGCAAACGCAGCAGGAACGCACCAGACAUCAAGCCCGCAUGCUUCCAGAGGAUCGCACUGGAGCGAACUCGCCGACGCUGUCCGAACGCCAGAAUGCCUCUCCUCCAGCCGGUCCUUCUGCCAGCGCUGUUUCCAUGAUGGCGACCGGCGCGACCACCGCGGGCACGGGAGAGCUGCCGUCCGGUUGGGAGCAGAGACAUACGCCUGAGGGCAGAGCUUACUUUGUUGACCACAACACUCGGACCACUACCUGGGUGGAUCCCCGCCGCCAGCAGUACAUCCGGAUGUAUGGCAGCAACGCUCAGAACGGAACCAUUCAGCAGCAGCCCGUGUCGCAGCUUGGCCCUCUGCCCAGCGGCUGGGAAAUGCGGUUGACCAACACCGCUCGUGUCUACUUUGUCGACCACAACACCAAGACGACGACUUGGGACGACCCGAGACUGCCUUCUUCUCUGGACCAGAACGUGCCACAGUACAAGCGUGAUUUCAGGCGGAAGUUGAUCUACUUCCGUUCGCAGCCAGCUCUGCGGAUCGUCUCCGGCCAAUGCCACGUCAAGGUCCGCAGAACGCAUAUUUUCGAGGACUCUUACCAUGAGAUUAUGAGGCAGAGCGCUGGUGACCUGAAGAAGCGUCUUAUGGUCAAGUUCGAUGGCGAAGAUGGUUUGGAUUAUGGUGGUCUCAGCAGAGAAUUCUUCUUCCUGUUGUCUCACGAGAUGUUUAACCCGUUCUACUGCCUGUUCGAGUACUCGGCGCACGACAACUACACGCUUCAGAUCAACCCCCACUCGGGCAUCAACCCCGAGCAUCUGAACUACUUCAAGUUCAUUGGCCGUGUUGUCGGUCUUGCCAUCUUCCACAGGCGUUUCUUGGAUGCGUUCUUCAUUGGCGCGUUCUACAAGAUGAUUCUGCGGAAGAAGGUCACUCUGCAGGACAUGGAGGGCGUCGACGCCGAUUUCCACCGCAACUUGCAGUGGACGAUGGACAAUGACAUUGACGGUGUCCUCGACCUCACGUUUUCCACCGACGAUGAGCGCUUCGGUGAGACCGUCACUAUCGAUCUCAAGCCUGGCGGACGGGACAUUGAGGUUACGAACGAGAACAAGAAGGAAUACAUUGAACUCAUUACUGAGUGGCGCAUUCAGAAGCGGGUGGAGGAGCAGUUCAACGCCUUCAUCACUGGAUUCAACGAGCUUAUUCCUCCGGAUCUUGUCAACGUCUUCGAUGAGCGCGAGCUGGAGCUGCUGAUUGGUGGUAUUGCGGACAUUGAUGUCGAUGACUGGAAGAAGCACACCGACUACCGCGGCUACACCGAGAGCGACGAGGUCAUUCAGAACUUCUGGAAGUGCAUCCGGAGCUGGGACUCGGAACAAAAGUCGCGUCUGCUGCAGUUCGCGACGGGUACGUCUCGUAUCCCCGUCAACGGAUUCAAGGAUCUCCAGGGCAGCGACGGACCCAGACGGUUCACGAUCGAAAAGGCGGGCGAGCCGACGCAGCUGCCCAAGUCGCACACGUGCUUCAACCGUCUGGACCUGCCGCCGUACAAGACGUACGACGCGCUCAACCAGAAGCUCACGAUUGCCGUGGAGGAGACGGUUGGAUUCGGGCAGGAGUAGAUGGAUGUCCGGCAUUACAGGUACCAGGG